Molecule: messenger RNA, 6513 nt
Organism: Pichia kudriavzevii
Lineage: Eukaryota; Fungi; Ascomycota; Pichiomycetes; Pichiales; Pichiaceae
Exons: 1
Coding region: 1-6513 (2170 amino acids)
Biological process (GO): proteasomal ubiquitin-independent protein catabolic process
Cellular component (GO): nucleus; cytosol
Molecular function (GO): proteasome binding; peptidase activator activity
Source: RefSeq, a predicted model, not a curated record
AUGAGUUCUCCUGUUCCUGAGUUCAACUUUGCUAGACCUAAUCCCAAGAGGCCUUUAAAUUUGGGCAACAGCCCGACUACUGAUUUGAAUGUGUCUUCCAGAUUUGUAGAUGUUAGAGCGACACACUCUCCUCAAGUCAGAAAAGAGUUAGAAAGAUUACAGAUGUACGGAUUAGACAUUUCCAAUGAUGAUGAUGAGGCUUUGAAAGCUCUAAGUGAUCCUAAUUCGCCGUUUUUUGGUACAAACAAAGUUAGAAAGCUGAAAAAUAAAGCUUUAUUGCCAUAUAAAACAGAAACUAUCAGAGAUCAAUACAAAUAUCUUAGUUUCAUUAUAGCCCAUAUUUAUAUUGCUGUCAAAAGUUUGGAUCUAAAAGGUAAUUUAACCAUUAGCGUGGAGGAUUUUGAAGCUGCGAAAAGUGCUGUACUCAAUAACGAAGGUUGGGACGAUUUUAUAAAUUCCACCUUUACUUUUGAUGGUCAGAAGUAUGAAACAUUGCAUACCAAUGAAAGUGAAACGAUAGAGGAUGAUGAAAAUGAAGAAGAUAGUGACUAUUAUGAUUCUUCCGAAGAUGAGGAUGAAGAUGCGGCAAAUUCGACUCCCAUUCUCAAAGUUGAGCCCGAAUCAGCUUCAAUUAUUUCACUAAAAUAUUGGACCAAAGAGUUGAAGAAUCUGCUCAAAAUGGGAUUGAUUUUGCCUUUGGAUAUCACUAAGAAGCUAGUCAAGCUUUUUUAUGCAGUCACUUUAUCCAGAGGUCAGUCCAUUGAUCUUUCUUUUUAUAUUGAAACCAUCACCCUCCUCACCAGAGAGAAAAAACUGCUAAAAUCAAAUGGUCUUAUUUUAGAUUGGAGACUUGUAUACGAAGAAUUUGCUACUACUUUAGGUAAUCCAACCACAUUUGGACCAAGUAUGAAAGAUACUCGGUUCAAAAAGCUAGUUUCCCUUGCUUUAUCAGUGAAGUACUAUUUUGAUGACGAUUGUGUACCGCUGAUUAUGGAAAAUAUAAUGGAAAGAUUGUCCAAUCAAACCGUGUCUUCCUCGUUGAUUCACCUUUUGAUCAUGCUUCCAAUGAACUUUAAAAUUCCUUCAACCAAUAUAGAUGGUUCUGUCUAUUAUGAUAAGAGGGAUAUCCGUUAUUAUCUUCCCAUUUUCUUUGACCUAUGGGUUAAUCAUAAGUCUGAUAAAGAGAUCAACUGUCUAGUUUCAUUGGUUAUGAAUAUUGCAGUAGAAAGUCUUAAGAAGGGAGCAGACGACAAUUCUAUACUCUACCGUGGCAAUUAUGGUAUUUUUACUAAGCAUCAAUUCAAGUUUAUUAUGAAUCAGCUAUUUCUCUCUUCACAGAUUCGCCAUAAUGAUAAUAAAAUGAUCAAGUAUUGCAAAACUAUUUCUCAAAUCAUCAUUAGUUCAUUAAGUGCACAGUUUGCCUUUGAAGAUGAGGGAAUUCUAGAUUAUCUGAAAACUUUUGUAGACUCUGUUUACACCAUGAUUCAUCCUUCAAACAUUGGUCCUUGGUCAUCAAUUUUAGCCGAGGUUGUCAAGAAACUGGCGAAUAGUCUACAUCUGCGUGUCCAAGGAGAAAAGAAAGACCGAGACUUGGUCCCCUUAUACCACCCCAAUUAUACUGGGUUGCCGGAUUCAAUGAAAUUGAAUGAUUCGAUAAUUGAGUCUAUCGUCAAAAUGUUAUUACCGCUUAUCCAUUUAGGAUCACAGUCCAAGUCCUCAACGCAAAGAAGGCAAUACAACCAGGCUUUGCAAGUUUUAUGUUUUAUGAAACCUCAGUUAGUUCUUGACAAUUUGUUAUUGGACUGGUAUUCUUCAUUUGAAACGGUCAAUUCCACUCAUAGAAUCCCUAUUGUAAUCAACCAAUUGAAUCAAUUAGCAAGAAUAAUUGUUGAAAUACCGGUAUAUAGGGUCCAUAUUGCCAGAUUUUUAUCUUUACUAAUUCCGGCUAUCGAUUCGAACGAUCCUGAAAAAACAAUCAUUACAACCGAUUUUAUUACGACAGUUGCUACAAUUAUUCCAUUUGCUGAUUUAACAGAAGGAGCUGGAGAUGGUGGUGUAACCUCGAUUGAUUUUACAUCCCAACAUAUUGCGUAUUUGGAGGCCAAGUUUUACGAGUCAUCGCCGGCUAGCCGUCAAUUCGGUGAGCAGAGUAUCCCAGAUAAAUUUGAGUACGAUCCUGAUUAUGAGCUUGUAGCAUUAAAGUCGGCAACCUCCUCAUUCAAAGAAUUUAUAACUCAAUUUGCAGUUAGUUGUUUUAAGUUUUUGGAAAUGGCACCUGCUAUAGAAUCAACUCAGACAAUAGAGUCCCAAGCAUGUGCUCUAAUCUCUUAUUGUUUUGAAGCACUCGUUGACUCUACAAGUGAUGAACUUUAUAAAUGUCUUGCUGAUUCUUUCUUUGAAUAUGUGACUAAUAAUGUCAAGCACGAAGUCGCAUUAGUUUACUGCAAUAUUGCAGAAUGCAUUAUCAGACGUGAUCCGACACAUCAAUUCAAGCAGUACAUGGACUUUUUCAUGCCCCAUAUAUUUGACGAAAUUGAGCAUGGUGCAGGUGUCUCUAGGUCGCAAGAUAUUCUAAGUAAAGAUCAACGAUUAAUAUGGUAUAUGAGAAUAUUAUCAGGUGCUAUAUCAGGUGCUGGUGUUGAAAUAGUUUCAUAUUUACCACAAAUUGAGAAGUUCAUCCUCUCAAAUACAUAUAAACUGAAAGGGACUGCUGGUAUUUGCGCCGCAAUGAUUGGAAACUGUGCGUUGUCAACCAUAUCAUACCUGAGACCUUUGGAAAGACGCUUGGUUUCUCCUACAUGGCUAGAAGAACACGGUGGUAAGUACUCGGAGGAGUGUUGGGGCGGAUUUCAAUUUAGUGAAAAAAGGUUUGAGAUGAAAUACCUAGAUUACAAGUGGUACAUACCAUCCCAGAACGAAGUCGAUAUGAUCAGUCGUACUUUUGAGAAUAUAGCUUCCCCAUCCAUAAGUGCUGUCAAUAAGCUCUCUAAAAGGAUUGGGGAUAAUGACAAGUUGUCAUUAGAUGAGUUGGAUCAAUUGGGCUUUCAUGUUGAACUUCUUGAAGGGCUUCUAAAAGGUGUAUGUUGCUUAUUUGAUCAGUCCUACAAGGAACCAAUUGAAAACAAAAAUUUAGGGAAACUCAAAUCAUCAUUAGGUCCAACGCAGCUAUCCUCAUCCCCCUCUUUAGUCAACCUAGCAAAAUCAGACUCAUCUUCAUCAAUCCCCGAUGAAAUCAAAAUGCAGAAAGGCCAUUUGAGUAUUCAGCCAUCUAUUGAUAAAAUAUCUUCGACUUCAAAUAGUAGUACUGAAAGCAGUGAAAAGAAAGCUUCAGACGAUGAGGAAAUGCAAGAUAUCAAUCCUAUAAACAGAGAGAUAGAAGAAAAAAUCACGAAAGCUGAUUCCUCCUCUAAUCUAUCAAUUUUGAGCGAUGAAAUAGAAUUAGAAAUACCAACACGUGCAGCGACCCCUGGAAUAAAUGAUUCGAUUGAUGCAGUUGAUGCAUCCUUAACGAAAAGGUCAGAUAUUUUAUACACAUAUGGGCCGUAUUUUCCAAAAGAUUCCUUUUCUAAGGGAAUGGAUCCUUCAUAUCACAGGCUACACAAUACAAGAGAUGAAAUUGGCAAGUCUUUACACAACUCUAUGAGAACAUUACUUAAAAAGGAUGGAUUUAUUGAUUUGAUAAGCAAAGUUAUUCAAUGCACUAGCACUUGGCUAAACGAUUGCGGUUAUUAUAGCAGCGACAAUGAGCUUUACACUGAUAAUUUACAUUUUAUCUCAAUAUUGGAAUUCCCAGGAGUCUUUGCGCCAUACACUAGGUCCGUCCUAGGAGCGAGAUUGGCGGUAUAUCACUGCAGUAGAAUUAAUAUUUCUUGUUGUACUAGGUUACCAUCUAAACUAGACAAGGCAUUAAUAAAAGAUUUGGUGUCACUCGCUGCAUCUCCAUAUGGAAUCACCGCUGCACAUGCUACCUCUGCUUUAAGUAUUUCAUUAAACAGGGUUAUGAACUGCACAAGCUUGAUUUUUAGUAUUUUUGAUGAGUGGGAAGAGGCAAUUAUGAACAAAGAUAAGGAAGUGCUAUUAAGUAUCAUGAUAAUGUUCGACAAAAAGAAGCUACGUGGUUUGGUUGAAAAAAGUGCAACUAUGUUACCGAGAUAUGAAGAGCUGUUGUUCAGAUCCGCCGAGUUGAAUGAGGAAGAAAUUACAGUUAUGAGUAUGCGCUUAUUCAAGUCCAUCAAAAAGUACAUCAGAAUACCAGCAGAAGCGUGUAUUAUUGAGGAACAACUAAUAGAAUGCAUUCGACCACCUGACCUUGAUGUUAGUCUCAAGAUUUCCUCUUUGAAGCUAGCAAAGGCUAAAAAGAAAGCUCAGUUAAAACAGGUAUUAUCUAGAUUGGUGAAUAAAUCUAUCCAGCGCUUAAGCAAAAAACUGAGCUGGAAAUUCAUGUUACUUGUUUUGGAAUUAAUCACAAGUGUUCAAUCUCAUAUUGAGGUCCCCUUGGAAGAGAAUGUCUUAGAGGCCAUGGUUAAAUUUGUUGAUGGAUCACACCCAGAAAUUUCCAAGAAAGGAAUGUUUUGGAUUGCGUCGAUCAUGGAUACUGUGGAAUCUAGAGCCUUCAAUAACUAUGAUAUCAAGAACAUGCUAUCUACGAGACCAUUUGACCCCACAAUUGUUUCCUUGAAGUCGAUGAUUUCCGAGAGCAACGCUAUAAACUUCUUCAAAGAAAUCCAAAAUACAGAGGAUCCCAAAUUUUACAUAGAUAAUAAAUUGUGGAUUCCCAUGUCACCAUGGCAUAAGGACAUUAAUGUGGUACGAAAAUUUGAUCGCAAAGACUACAAUUUGAACAUCUCCGAUAAACUAUCAGUUCAAAAAUUUGCUGAAUGCAUUUCUAAGGAUUGGCUAUUGAUACUAUUGAAGAAUCACAUUGACGAAUCAGAAUCCACUACUGCGUUUUUCCCCGGAAUAGUCUACUUUUUCACCUCUAUUGCCACCUUAAUUAUCUUUGGUUAUGUAAAGAACCUUUCACUAUCAGAUCUUUUUGAAAUUACAGACGAAAUUUAUAAAGGUGAGGAAAGGCCAACUCAUGUUGCAGUCAGUGAGGUUUUUUGUGGAAUACUUUUUGCGUGUAAGCAUGAUAGUCAAAGUAUGAGUAUUGCUGAUAUUGAAAUUUCUAAGCGUAUUGAACGUAUCUUUGACCAGGAUUUAACACAAUCAACAUAUAAAAUGUGGUCUAUUUUUUCAUGGUGGCUAUCCAGCCAUUUUGAUGUCAGAAGGACACCUAAUAUUUUGAAUCUCAUUUGCGAUUUUGAAGUAAACAGUGACAGGAAAAAGUCACCUUUUGGAUUACUAUGUCGUAUCACCUUCUUGAGAAGCUAUUUAGGAUCUACUAUGAACAGGUUCCACAAAUUUGACGAAGUGACACAUAGGAUGUUUUCAAUUUUGGGCCAUCCGUACGAUACCAUAUCAUCUGAAGUUAGUUCUGUUUUGUUUGAUAUUUUGUUUUAUAGGUCAACUGCGACAUUCGAAACAUUUGAUGAGUAUAUGGAUGCUGUUCAUAUGGACAAAACCGGUAUGGGGCUUGUGAGAACCCAGAGAAAUGAGCUAUUCCAUUCUCAUCUUCAAAAGUAUUUCAAGACAACAUUGAUGCUAGCAGCGGAGAAUGAAGGAAAGACCCCACAAGAAGUUGUAAGCUCAGACUUUAUGUUUCAUGUGAAGGGUUUGAACAGUUUAUUGGUGAAAAUUUUAAAAACUUCGAUAAAUAUCGAGCUUGUUGACUAUAUUGUUCCUUACAUACUACCUUUGACUUUGCAACUCGACAAGGUGAAAGAUGCAUGUAACCUCGCAGACAUCAGUAUUGAUACUUUGUUUCUGAUCCUUGGAAGUAUAAGAUACAAGGAAGAGGAUCAUGAUCAGAUAAUAAAGUUGAUCGAAACAAACAUGGGAUGGAAAUCACCAAAAUUGACACAGUAUAAACAUAUUUUAGCCUUUUUUGGGGUUUAUGGCACCGUUCGUUUCCUAGAAAGAAGCGUGGACCAAAGGAAAAAGCUGAUGGAGAUCACUGUCGAUAUGCUGCUCAGCCCUCAUCUCUACCUUAGAGAACAAUACUCUCAGAACUUGAAACUUUUCAUCCACUUGUUUUUAGAUUCCGAGAGGGAACAGGUCAUCAAGCAUUAUAUCAAAAAAUUCAAAAAAAUCAUCAAGAAAAACAAACUCUCUAAGGAAAUCAAGUUAACAUAUGAACAGACCAAUCAAGUUCAUGGCGCAACUCUUGGACUAUGCGCACUAGUUGAGGCUUACCCAUAUACUACACCACCACCAAAAUGGUUACCUGAAAUUCUAAGUAUUUUAGAAGUAAAAUGCGCCAGCUAUGGCGGCAUUAUUGGUAGAACAGUGAAGAAUACCUUAGCACAAUUCAAGAAAACGAGACAGGACACUUGGCACAUUGACUCCAAAUUUUUCACAGAAGAACAGCUCGAAGAUUUAGAAGGGGUUUUGUAUAAAUCUUAUUACAUUUAA